Messenger RNA from Pyricularia pennisetigena, 1299 nucleotides. RefSeq lists its product as uncharacterized. Gene Ontology annotation, molecular function: catalytic activity. The record is from RefSeq and is a predicted model, not a curated record. Lineage: Eukaryota; Fungi; Ascomycota; Sordariomycetes; Magnaporthales; Pyriculariaceae. Gene Ontology annotation, biological process: nucleoside metabolic process. The transcript has a single exon. The coding region runs from base 1 to 1299 and encodes 432 amino acids.
AUGACUGGCGCACCGGGCCCUGCGAUGCCGGAACCCCGACUUGUUCCAAAUGAAACUCGGCAGGAGCUCGUCCAAUCGCUCCCACGAACAUUGACAUCGUCUGCAUCAUCAUCAUCAUCACCCUUGUACAUCGUCGACCCGUCCAAACACACCAUGAACGGGUCUCUUUUCGACUAUGUCGCUCAAAAAGUUCAUCAAGACAUCAGAAAUCGUCUGGACUGGUCUGAAAUAAUCGUCCGCGGCGCCUACUCCCGGACAGGCCAUUCCCGGCCCAGCGAUUGCGAAAAGGUAUCCAAGACGUUCAACUGGCAGCGGCCCACCGCAACCAUCUUGAAGUCCGUCGCGGAAGGGGAUGACGAAAACGUCAUUGCGCUGGACUGCUUCCCAGGCGGCGACUACAUGCUGCAUUACGCGAGCCUCGUGGCGACCUAUCUGGCCCUGGUCGGACGGGACCCGGGCGUCUUGAGCCUUUCGCGUCCCCCCAAGGCCUCGCUCUGCGCCCGUCUUCUGGAAUCCUCCAACCUGAGGGACCUCGGGCCUGCUGAUGUCGUGCUGGUCGGGUAUGUGGACCGGCUCGACUGGACGCAAGGACGAGAGUGGGUGCGUCGACGGCAGGGAGACCUGGAGACGCGUGAACACGACGCCGCCGUCGCCGGGGAGGUCCACGACCUUUUUGCAUGGCAGAGGCGGACUCUCGACUCGGGCUUGACGGCAGUCUACCUGGCCUGCAAGGUCACAUUCUGGGGAGACAUUGCGGGUCACCUUGUGCGAGCACUGCGGCGGUAUUCAAACAUGAAGUGUCUGCUGUAUCUCGGAAAGGCUGGGUCGCUGAGGCCAGAGGUUGAACCGAAUGAGAUUCUCGUCAGUGGGAACAAGAGCAUACUCAGCAGAGGAGGCGGCGACGACGGCGAGGUCGUGGUUGUGGAGUGGGACAAUGCCCUUGGGCCGGAGCUUGCAGACCCAGAAAUGACGACUGGGCAGUCCGCCGUGGUUCUGAGGGGGGACAUCAUCUCGAUCCCGUCGCCGCUAUGCGAGACUCAAGACUGGCUGGAGCGCCAACGGCAGGUGGCGGACUGGGUGGACUGUGAAGUUGGGCACAUGGCGCUGGCGUGUCGGGAGGCUGAGGCCCAGUUCGGCUAUCUGCAUCUCAUCUCUGACAACGUCGGCAGGGCCCGGAGUGAGAAUCUGGCCUCGGAGUGGAUGGGCUCGGUCAAGUUGAAGAGGAGCUUUUUACUCGCUCGUAUGGAGAGGAUUAUAGAGUCGUUCCUUUCUAGAUAUAACAAAGAAACAACAAUUUAG